Messenger RNA from Helianthus annuus (common sunflower), 1550 nucleotides. RefSeq names its product heterogeneous nuclear ribonucleoprotein 1. The record is from RefSeq and is a predicted model, not a curated record. Bases 201 to 1352 code for a protein of 383 amino acids. The transcript is spliced from 7 exons. Gene Ontology annotation, biological process: regulation of gene expression. Gene Ontology annotation, cellular component: nucleoplasm. Gene Ontology annotation, molecular function: RNA binding. NCBI's taxonomy places the organism in Eukaryota, Viridiplantae, Streptophyta, Magnoliopsida, Asterales, Asteraceae.
GUAAAUCAAAGUGAAGAGGGGAAACAGGAUUUAAAAGAGUCGAACAACGCAAACAGCUAGGGUUUUCUUUUCUUUUCUUCUUUAUAAGAAACACAUCAAACAAAUCACCAUUCUUCUUGUUCUUCAGGGUCUUUUCUUUUUGAUAGGUUGUAGUUUAUAAAGGAUUAAAGAAAAGCGGUGUAUCAUCAAUUUAACAGGAAAUGGAUGGACCAUAUGUUAAUGACAACGAUGAGCAUCUACAGUCUGGCAAUAUUAAUCAAGAAUAUGAUGGUAAUUUAGAUGAUAGUGGUGGAGCCAACAAUGGCACUAGUCUUGAUUCUUCAGCAGGAAAACUUUUUGUUGGAGGCAUUGCUUGGGAGACAUCUCAAGAGUCUUUUAGCAAUUACUUCAGCAACUAUGGAGAGAUAACAGACUCUGUGAUAAUGAUGGAUAAGAUUACUGGCCGGCCACGUGGAUUUGGGUUUGUAACAUUUGCUAACCCAACCGAUGCUGAUAAAGUAUUGGAUCAAGAUCACAUUAUAGAUGGCAGACCAGUUGAAGUAAAAAGGACAGUUCCCAGAGAGGAUACGCAGGGAAGUAGAGGUGUAUCAAGAACAAAGAAAAUAUUUGUCGGCGGUAUACCGUUGACUUUAACGGAAGACGAAUUGAGGGAAUAUUUCUCUAAUUAUGGUGGGAUAAUUGAGCAUCAGAUUAUGUUAGAUCAUGUCACGGGUCGAUCACGGGGCUUUGGCUUUGUUACAUUCGACAGUGAAGAAGCUGUGGAUAAGAUAUUUGCUGAUGGUCAACUACAUGAACUAGGAGGCAAACAAGUUGAGAUAAAGAGGGCCGAGCCAAAAAGGGUUGGCGUCGAUUUCUCAUAUGACAACCGAUCACGUCGUGGUGGUGCUUCCAAGUCAUACGGUGGUGGAUUUGGUAGGGGUUUGGGAUCAGGUGGAUAUGGAGGUGGUUAUGGCGGAAAAGCAGACAGAGGGUAUAAUGAUUAUGGCGGUGGUUAUGCUGGUUACGACGGUUAUAUGGGAGGUUAUGGAGGUGGAUCUACAGGUUUCUACGGUGGUUAUGGUGGAUAUGGGUAUGGGUUUGGGUUUGGUGGGCCCAUGUAUGGCGGUGCUGGAUAUGCAGGUGCUGGUUUCAGUGGCUAUGGCGGGCCUGCUGCUUACGGUGGAGGUCGGGGUUAUGGUAGCGGUAGUGGAGGUGGUGGUGGCGUUGGCGGCAAAGGAUUUGAUAGGGGAGCUGGAGCUGGAGCUGGUGGUGGAUAUGGAUAUGGGUAUGGGUAUGGAUAUGAUGGUGGUAAAGGGUAUGAUAAUGACAAUGGCGGCAGUGGUGGAGGAAGGUAUCAUCCGUAUCGGAAGUGAGAUGAUAUGAUAAUAGCUAGAUGACAUCGAAGUUCAAGGACUCUUCUGUCGUCUGUUUUGUUCUAUGUGAAUCUUCUUGACCCGUGAUCUAUUAGCAACUUAGAAAUUGGGUCAUGGAGGUCGAAUUUGUUACUUAUAGAACUAUCCACUGUAUUGCCUCUAAUCAUUUACGCUUAUAAAUGCUAUUUUUUAGUUUAA